Molecule: messenger RNA, 2778 nt
Organism: Guyanagaster necrorhizus
Lineage: Eukaryota; Fungi; Basidiomycota; Agaricomycetes; Agaricales; Physalacriaceae
Product: NRPS-like enzyme
Exons: 19
Coding region: 1-2778 (925 amino acids)
Source: RefSeq, a predicted model, not a curated record
AUGUCACUGCCGGCUCCCCAAGGUGUCUCCUCCUCGACCUUCAAUCCUCCUCCACUGGAUGGAUCGCUUACACCCCCCGAAUUAUUCGACUACAAUGGAUGCCACAGCGCUAAGCACAGUUUGUUUCGAUACGACGACUCGGACGAUGGCAAAUUUCGCAGUAUCACCUGGGAGGAAGGCAUUGCCGCAUUUCAUGUGGCCGGACAUUAUUUCAGGGAGCACAUCAACGAUGAAUCUCCAGCUAUUGUAGGCAUCCUGGUCAAUACUGACUCUAUCACCUACUUUACGGUGCUCGUUGGCCUAAUGCGCCUCGGCAAGAUCCCCUUCCCCAUUUCCACCCGUAAUUCUGUUGCUGCCAUUAUUCAUCUGAUGAAGUCAACGAAUUCCAAGUAUCUUGUCGUCAGUGGAGAUGCUACGCUGCAGAAGCUUGCCGAUAUUGUCUACCGUCAUUUCAGGGAAAGUGUGGCUGACGAAGGGAUCAUCACGAUACCGAUGCCAUGCUUCGCCGAUCUGUAUUCCUCCAAAGCACGCUCAUACCAACCCCUCGCACCGAUCCGGCCUGAAUGGUCGCAGACGGCCAUCGUCCUCCAUUCGUCGGAUUACGGGGAAAUCGACUUGUGCGGAGAAGUAGUCGGAGCUCAGGCGGUCCCAAUGUAUCACACAAUGGGGUUUUCGUCUAUCUUACUCUCCGUCGGAACCGGAGCCAUCAUUGCCUGCUUCCCCCCUAUAGAACCGCCCAUGGUACCGACCGCCGAACGGCUUCUUUCAAGCGUGAUCAACACCAGAAGCACCAUAAUUUUUAGUGUUCCUUCUUUUCUGGAGAACUGGGCGCGGGAUUCUCGGGCUAUCGAAGCUCUCAAAUCGACGACUGCGAUUACGUUCGCUGGCGGUCCACUUGAGAAGACUGCUGGUGACACUCUUGCUGCAAAUGGGAUUUUCAUAGUAUCCGUUUUUGGACUCACUGAAUCCGCUGUAUCCAUGGUACUGCCCAAGAGCAUCCCAGCUGAAGGGUGCGAGUGGAUGAGGAUGCCGAGUAAUAUCGAUGUCGCCUUUGUUCCGACAGAUGAAGAGGGCAUCUAUCAUCUGUACGAAAAUGGACUGAAUUCUCCUUCGGUCCUCGAUACUGAAAUUGACGGAGUGAAGGCUUUCGAUACGAAGGAUCUGGUGCAGCUGCAUCCUUUGAAUCGAAAUCUUUUCAAGAUUCCAGAUGACCAGAUAAUACACAAUACAGGGGAGAAGACCAAUCCUGUACCAAUUGAGGCAUGUCUAGUUGCGGACAGACGUAUCGCGGCAGCCGUCAUGUUUGGUCGAUCGAAAUUUCAACCAGGCGUCCUUAUUCAGCCUACGCCAUACGAAGCCUUUGACUCGAGCGAUGUCAUACGAUUGGCAGAGUAUCGGACAAAAAUAUGGGCCACCAUUAACAAGGCGAAUGAACAAGCUCCCCAACAUUCCCGGAUAUACAAGGAGAUGAUCCUCAUUGCGAAACCGACAAAGCCAUUUGAGUUCACUGCGAAGGGGACCCCACGACGAAGCGCCAUCCUGAAAACUUACAAGGAAGAAAUCGAAGCUUUGUACAAGACUCUUGACCAUCUAUUUCCCGCUGAUGUGGUAAUCCCUCAGGUCUGGUCACUGAAGAAUAUCACAACCAUGAUUAGAGAUAUCGUUCGGGCUGUUUUUGAACGAGAUGUCAAUGACACCGAUGAUAUCUUUGUAGCAGGAGGCGACAGUUUAACAGCAAUGGCCAUCCGAAACUCUAUCCUUCGUGCGCUUCGCGAGUCUGACGCAGUCUCUGUGAAAGCUGUCAGAGCUCUCCCGCAUAAUUUUGUGUUCGACUCACCCUCCGUCGCGGAACUGAGCACUUUCAUUUAUGGGUUCGUGCUCGAUACUCAAGCCACAACGACUCCUCAAGAUACUAGCAAUGGACUCAGCACUGUUCCUUCAGACAAGCCUCGGCAUGAACAAUCAUUUACCGAUCAAAGUCAGAGUGUAAUGAAGCUACGAGACGGCAACGGUGAAUCGCCUUUGAUCAUUAUUCCUGGUGCCGAUGGAUCUUUCUUCGAAUACGUGACCUACGCAGACACUUUCCGAACGGCAGUUUGGACACUGGCCUUCACACCGGAUACACCCUUGACCUCUCUGCACGACAUGGCGUUCUUCUAUUUCUCCAAAAUCAAAGCCGACAGACCCACUGGCCCCUACCGUUUUGCGUCCUACUCGUCGACUAGCGUUUUGCUCAUCGUCCUCCUGAAGCUCUUCGAGGACAACGGUGACGAGAUUGCGCAAGCUGUUAUGCUGGACCACUUCCCAGCUAUGUUAGUGUACGCCGCUAAUAAACACGGAAAUCCUGAUCCCGGGGUGCCAGAGAAUGUUGAGAUGAUGCUUGAUGCGAGUAUGGUUUCUAUCAAGGCAAUGAUGGACCGAGACUCGCAUCGCAAGCAGCGGCUUUGGGAUACUGUCGGUACCAAUGACCUAGAUAUGGUAUGCCGGUCAAUCCGCAACAUCCGGGCAUAUCUCACUGCGGCUGCCGAGUUUGUGUAUAAAUUGUCGACAGACAAAGAAGGAGUGUCGUCCAUUGAGCUGAUGGCACAGUGGCUGAGGACAGUGAAAGCGCCUGUGACGGUAGUCGUGGCGGCCAAGGGUGCUGCUUAUGGGACCGAGUGGCCGGACAUGGGCACGAGGCAGUGCCUCCCGGACGCGCGGGUUGUGGUUGUCCCAGGAGGCCACUACGAGUUUCUGAGAGACGAGGUCAUCGUGGAGCUGCUGCAGGAGGGCUAUUGA